CCUGUCAUGGCGGGCCGCAUAAAUUCAAUCUGUUCGUUUCCUUGAGUUGUCUUCUAUAUCUUGUUCGUUUGUCAGUAACUUAACUUCUGGGUGGGAUUUUGUUCGUAUUCGAGUUCAACAUAAACGACGGAACGGCAAGUGUUAGAACGAUGGUCUUCUUGUUGUAGGAAACGGUCUUGGAAGUAAUAAAUUUAGUUUUGUAAAACUGCAGAAUGGAUACGCCAGAUGACAACACAGCUGUGAUUCGCAUGAAGCGUGACUUUGAUGCUUUUAUUUCAUCUCAAAGUGGGUCUGCCAGUGGUAGGAUAAAUUUUGAUCAAACCGCCUCACUUGACAUUAGUAGAGGCAGUGCAGUUUCAAUGCAGUCAGUUUUGGAGAAGCAGAAGGAGGACCAGAAGCUACGGGCAGAUUUGAUUGCAGCCAAGGGAUACAUCACGAAGCUUGAGUUACAGCUGGCAGCCGUGGAGGCCAGCAACAAGAGGGCCAGAGUGGAGUAUGACAGAGACUUGGGCCAGGUGAAGCUGGAGCGCAUGAGAGAAUCGGAACAAAUAACUGAACUGAAAAACCAGCUGCAUUUUAUUGCUGAGAGAGAGAAGAGGUUGCAAGAGGAGCUGGAGGAGUGCAAGCAGACACUCUCCAAGACCAAGACAAGCCAGGACCAAAAGCUUCUUGGGUUGCAGAAAGAGAAGUAUAAACUGGAGAAUGAAUUAGAAGAAGUACAGGAGGCAUCAAGGAGUAAGGUUACAGAAUUGAACAACCAUAUUAUGAGGCAGCAGACGGAGUUGAAGAUUAAACAAAAUGAAUUAGAUGAAACUAAAGAAAAAUUUAGAAUGUACAAAGAGCGCAGUCGAGGUGCAUCCAAUAUCUUAGAAAAUGCAGAGAAAUUAAAAGCUGAUCAGAAGAUUAAGGAGCUGGAGCUGAAGCUACAGAGGAUGGAGGAAGAUGGUAUUACAACCAAAGCCAUGAAAAGUCAGUUGACUCAGCUACCAGAACUAGAGAAAGAGGCAAGAAAGCUGAGGGAAGAAAAUAGGUUCUACAGAGAAACAAGUGAAAACACACAUCUUCUAAAAGAGCAGCUGGAGAGUUUGAAGCAGAAAUGUGAGAGAAUGGAAGAAAGAGGACAGGAGCUGGCCAAAUUAAAAGUAGAAAAUGAGGACCUGAAAAACAAGCUUAAACAGUGGGAGUCCCCAGGUGCCCCAGGAGGCUGGAAAGUACAGUCACCAUCACAGCUGUCCCAUUGUAUAGCUGACCUCCAGAACAGCCAGUUGACAAUGCUGGAACAAGAGGGAAAGCUCAAGUCCAGCAUCCACUCUAUGCAAGCCAGUCUUGAGAAUGCUCAAAGUAAACUGAACCAGGUCAGCAGAGAACUAGUGGUAGAACAGAAUAAAUCUACUCAACAGGGGGAGCUGCUCAAGAGACUUCAGAGAAAACUGCUGCUUGUCUCAAAGGAGAGAGAUGGAUACAAGAAAAUCAUCGAAUCCUACGAAAGCGAGGUGACGGUAAAUGUUGGGUCACAGAGCACCACCCGUGUGCAGCAGCUUGAGGCCACAGUGCUGGGAUAUCAGAAACAGUGCGAGGCUUUAGAAGCACAGGCUAACCAAGCUCAGCAACAGCUGGGAGACUGUAGAAUACAGUGCCAACAGUUGGAGCAUAAACUGAGGGUUGCUGAGCAAACCAAAUCUCUGGGCUCUGGGAUAUCAGAAGUUGAGCAGAAAACUAUAUUACAGCUAAGGGAAAAAAUAGCAGGACUUGAGAAACAGUUGGAAAUGGUGUCUGAGGAAAAGGAAAUCCUAGAAGCUAGAAUAGAGCAGAGAAAUUUACAGGGGGACUAUGACCCAACAAAAACAAAGGUGCUCCACUUCUCAAUGAACCCUGCUGCAAUGGCACAAAAGCAACGCCAGGAGGAGCUGGCACAACUACGAGAGGAGAAUAGGAAGUUAAAGGAGAGAGUAAAGCUUCUGGAAACAUCGGGAGGAGUGGUGGAGGAUAUCACACAAAAAGUGGACCAGAACGUACAGCAACCUUCCACUAGUAAAGAAGUUGUUGAUAUCAAAGCACAGCUCUCCACUGCCGAACUGAAGAACAAGCGUUUAAUGGAGGCGUUUAAGAAAACCAGUCAGGAGUUCCGGGAGGUGUGCUACCAGCUGACAGGCUACAAGAUAGACAUUCCCUGUACCAACCAGUACAGGCUGAUGAGCAUGUAUGCAGAGUCUCCUGAUGACUUCAUCGUGUUUCAGCAAACUUCUACAGGAGAAAUGCAGCUUUUGGCCACAGACUUCUCUGCCACCAUGUCACACUUCAUAGAGACUUAUCUCCAGAAAAAUGACAGUAUUCCAGCUUUCUUGAGUAGCGUGACACUAGAUUUAUUCAGCCGCCAGACUCUCAUGCUAUGAUAUCACACUAUUUAGAGACUCGUCUGUAGAUAAAUGAGAGUAUUCCAGAUUUCUGGAGUGUUACUGGACUUGUUCAGACCAUCUUGAAAUGUCAGUGCCAUCUGCUGGGAGGCAGAGCUCUGAUUAAUAAUGCAUUAAAAUCUGCUGGUCGGUCACAUUAACAUUAUUAUAGCAUUAGAUAGCUUGAUUUCAAGAGUUGAAUUCAAAGAUGUUUUUGACAGUCUUUCAUUUGUCAGUAACUUCAAUGAUUUAAGUAUUUCAAAGUGAGAAUGUAUCAAAGUAAUGACUUUUGUACAUACUUCAUAAUUCUCUGAAACUGUAUUUUGGUUUCAAUUUGGUAAGAAACUUAGUUAAAAUGUCAUAAAAUAUAUCCCAUAUUGAUGAAGAGCUAAUUUUUUUGGAUAUUAAAGCAUAUCUUUGCAUGUGGAUGCCAUUAAUUCUUGCUAUUAUCAUUGUGCAUUGUCAGUAGUUCAAGUACAACGCGUCUCAAAAACUUUCUGUAUUCUCUGUGGAGAUCUUAAAAUACUGCAAUCUGAAAACUUUUUGCAUGUUUAAAAAGAAAAUCUAAUCAAAAUUACACAAUCACAGUUGCAUUAUCAACAUUUAUUGCACUUUUACAGGACUAGUUACAUCCUAUAUCAUCUCAUGCUGAGUGACCCUGAAUAAAAAUGAUAUAAUUAACAUUUUUCAAGCUGUGACAAAUUAUAACAUCUAAAGUUUACCUAUUAUUGUGAAUCUGAGCUCCUGAUAGUUUUAUUUUUACCAGCCGUACAGCUUUAAAUUGUUGGUUGAACCAAACAUUUUGCC
Messenger RNA from Lingula anatina, 3200 nucleotides. Its product is annotated as mitotic spindle assembly checkpoint protein MAD1-like. NCBI's taxonomy places the organism in Eukaryota, Metazoa, Brachiopoda, Lingulata, Lingulida, Lingulidae. Gene Ontology annotation, biological process: attachment of mitotic spindle microtubules to kinetochore; mitotic spindle assembly checkpoint signaling. The record is from RefSeq and is a predicted model, not a curated record. Gene Ontology annotation, cellular component: mitotic spindle; kinetochore; nuclear envelope.